Diatraea saccharalis (sugarcane borer) is the source of this 1411-nucleotide messenger RNA. The record is from the annotation of a GenBank genome assembly. Lineage: Eukaryota; Metazoa; Arthropoda; Insecta; Lepidoptera; Crambidae.
CUAAAGAUAAUAAAUAUAUCACUACUACUGCAGUUUGCCUGUUAACGUCAUACUAUACAGACUGUUAUCGAGGUAGAUAUAAAAACAGAGCCACAGUUAUAAAUCGUAUCAUAAAAUAUGAGCGAUGACUCGUUACAAUAUAUACCGAUGGAGAGAUGGGAAGAACUUGAAAGAGUUUUUGAAGCGGACUGGCCUCAGAGCAUAUCCGUUCUGACGGCCUUGAAAACGCAAAGACAAAUUGCGACACUCGGCCUUGGCUACGGGUUCAAGGUGUAUUGUCCUUACGGAUUGCCGGCUAAUGGAAUGGUUGCUCUUAAUAAAAAGGACAAUUUCAAUGAAAUAAUUAUUUAUUGUGGCAUAAACAAUAUAAAGAAUUUGGAAAAUGCCUUAAUGUCAACUAAAUUAGUGGAUUGGAGAUCACCACUGACAAUACCGUUUUUACCAGAACACCUUUUCAAAAGCAUAGAGAAAGUAGCACCUAAACUAAAUGUAGAAAUUGAAAAUGACGGAGACCAUCCCCUGUACCAAGUCGUCUUGUUAGAUAAGGGAACUCCUUUAUUUGAGAAUAUUACGUAAGUAUUAUAGAUAAUUGUUUUAAGUAUAUUAAGUCCCUAAUAAGCGUAGCAACACUUUCAAUAACUAACACUGAGUAGCUCGGUGGCGUAGUGGAUAAGCGCCGCGGCCCGCUAUCGUAGUCGUUAAGCAACUUUCGCAAGGGUCGGUCACAGGAUGGGUGACCAAAAAAAAAUUGCCUCGAGCUACUCCGUGCUUCGGAAGGCACGGUAAGCCGUUGGUCCCGGCUGCAUUUGCAGUCGUUAAUACCCUCCAAUCCGCAUUGGGCCAGCGUGGAGGGUCAUGGCCCAUCUCCUUAACCAUCCAUAAGGAAGGCCUGAGCCCCUGCAGUGGGGACGUAAAAGGGCUGGUGAUGAUGAUGAACUAACACUCGGAUCUAUAGCCGAGAGAAAUAAUUAGUUGAAAAAAAUAUCAUAACUUAGAUAAAUUAAUAAACAGUUCUUAGAUCAUUCAAAUUCUCGUCUAAUAAAGAGAUGUUAAUGAAAUGUCAAAGAAAUGUUAACAUUUCUUACUUCGUUUAAAUUCUUAUUUGGUUAAAAUAUCUACUUAAAUUAUGACAAGGUCAUUAUUUCAGUCUUUCACAACAUAUCACCUUCAAACUGUUAACGGAAGAAUACAUAGACGCAGUGGAUAGUGUAUGGCCAAAUCGUUACGACGGAUCUAAAUGGUUGUUUCAACUGUUGGUCAGAGCUAAGUUUGGAUAUGGUCUGUUCCAACACGACACAUUACUAUCAUGUGUCUUCAUCAACGAAGUGGGAUCGAUCACGCACAUGUACACGUUUGAAGACUACAGGAAUAGAGGCUACGGAAAAACGUUGUUAAAACUGGUUUGCAACGA